Aegilops tauschii subsp. strangulata is the source of this 789-nucleotide messenger RNA. Lineage: Eukaryota; Viridiplantae; Streptophyta; Magnoliopsida; Poales; Poaceae. The record is from RefSeq and is a predicted model, not a curated record.
AUGAGGGGGACACCUACCGAGGAGGAAGAGAUCCUGAAGCGCGAGGAAGCGCUGGCGCUGGAAGCCAUGGAGCACAGCCUCGAGCUUGAGAGGUUGGAGACGAGGGAGCGCCAAGUUGCUCUAGCGGAGGAUGCCGUCGGCGCGCGUGAGGCCCGGGCCCAGGAGGAUGUCGACCGCCGCGUGGCCGAGGCUCGCGCGGAUAUUUUGGGCAGGUAUGACCUGAAGCUGAAGCUCGUAGAGGCCGAGGCUGCGGGCAGGACUACUGCCCUCAAGUCUAGGCUAACUGAGGCGGAACGGCACGAGGAGGCCGCCGCAGCCACCCUGGUCUUGGCACACGCUGAGCUCGCCUCUGCCCGCGCCAAGCUGCUUCCUCUUCAGCAGCGGGUCGCCAACGCCGAGUGCAUCGCGCAGCAGAACAGGGAGGAAGUGCUUCAACGGCGGACGCUAGAGCGCGUGCACGCUCCCAUGCUCCAGGAUCUCAGGAAUAGGGCCAACGCGGCGCUGGGCCACAUCUGCGAUGAAAAUGCCCCUCAUCCCCAUGCGAACGACUACGCCAGCAACCUCCGCUUCUUCACCGACGUGGUGAUGCGUCUGGAGCAUCGUUCCAAGAGAGCUCGCCAGCUUGUUAAAGAGAGGGCCUUUGCUUCCGAAGACGACGCGGUGGUGGUUGCGGCGGACGAAGGCGACAUGGUCGACGACGGUGAUGGCGGCGCCAGCGACGGUGUUGAUGAUGCCAGCGACGCGUCCGAAGGCGACCCAGGGGACGCAGCGAGCGACAUGUCCUUUUGA